AUGUUUCUCCUCAGACGCGCCGCCGUGCGCGCAGUGUCACAAGGAGCAUCUCGCCAACUAUCAACCCUCUGGCCAUUGAACGCAGCCCGUAUCGCCCGCCUGGAGACCUCCAAACCCAUACUCAGCAGAUCAUUCCAUCAAAGCCGGGUAUGGCGCGCCGAGGAGGACAAGAAAGAGGUGGAGGAAGCGAAGGAUGAGUCGACAGCCGCAGCUCAGGAGGCCGAAGAGGCUGCAAAGGCUGCACAGCAAGCCGCCGAUGAUGCUGUUGUAGAGGCGGCAGCGUCAAAGGCACCAGCAGCUGAACCUGCCGUACAGGAAGCGCAGGAGGUUGCUGAGGGCGAGUCCUCAAUAGCUGAAGAGGCUGCUGAGAAAGCUGCCGCUGCGGCGUCAACAGCACAGUCAACUGGUCCUCCAGAGCCACCACAACCAGCUGCUGCUGCGCCUCCUUCAUUCCCCAACGACUUCCAGGACAAUGCUCAAGGCGGCUCGAGCUUUGGGACUCCCGCACCAUCUCGCAUCCUCUACAUCGGCAACCUGUUCUUCGAAGUCACUGCAGCUCAACUCGAGGCGGAGUUUGGCAAGUUCGGCACCAUCACCAACUCUCGCAUCGUCACAGACGCACGUGGUCUGUCGAAAGGCUUUGGGUACAUCGAGUAUGCACAGCAGUCGGCGGCGGAUCAGGCGGUCCGUGAGCUGGACCAGAAGGUCUACCAGGGGCGAAGGAUGGCCGUGCAGUACCACGUGAGAAGGGAGAGGCGGCCUGGGCCAAGCGGAGUAGCGCGGCCCAAGAACCCGCCGAGUAAGACGCUGUUCAUUGGCAACAUGAGCUAUCAGAUGAGCGACCGUGACUUGAAUGACCUCUUCCGUGAGAUCCGCGAUGUGCUCGACGUACGGGUUGCUAUCGACCGCCGAUCUGGACAGCCGAGAGGAUUCGCGCAUGCCGACUUCAUCGACGUCGCGAGCGCCGAGCGGGCAAAGCAGCACCUCGAGAAGAAGGUCGUGUAUGGUAGACAACUCAGGGUGGAUUUCUCGGCGAGCUCAGCGAUGUCGCAGACUCCCCGCGACUAG
Molecule: messenger RNA, 1068 nt
Organism: Saxophila tyrrhenica
Lineage: Eukaryota; Fungi; Ascomycota; Dothideomycetes; Mycosphaerellales; Extremaceae
Exons: 2
Coding region: 1-1068 (355 amino acids)
Cellular component (GO): cytoplasm
Molecular function (GO): mRNA binding
Source: RefSeq, a predicted model, not a curated record